CCGCUAACACAAUCGGACGCACGUUAUUUCGUUAGCUGUUGGCGCUGCCCUUACGCUCAUCCGCUAGAUCCAACGGUGUUGUGGCCGAUAACAUACCGUUAGUUAACGCAUCUGGCGACGAUCAAGUGAAUCAAAAUGCAAGCUGGUCAUGUGGCGAUGCGCGCGGAAUAGUAUUACAGUACUUACAAUGCGUAUGGCAAAAAGAAAUCUAUUGUUGGCUCUGUGCCGUGCCUUGUGUAGACGAACUUGAAGGGGAAUUCGAACGAGAAACAAGGCCCAGAUAUGUUCGAUAACGAGAAAAAAAAAUAAGGAUUAGCGUUCACACGUAUGUUGAAGGCUCUGCCGAAAAUUAGCAAGCACAAAUCACGCUGCCAUCAGUAGCGCAGUCAGCAAAAUUCGGAGCAAUCAUUCGUUAGCAAAUCCGAACAGGGCAUAGACCAAGUGUUUGUUCAGACGUGAAUGACAAGUACUUUGUUGUUAUGUGAGGCUGCCAAUUGAUAGACGUUUAGGUUUGAAGACGUACGUGAACAGUUUAAGGAUCGAACAUCCGUGCGAUAACACGCACCUGUUGUCGAAUACGAAUGUCUUGGACACAGACGUUGCGGGAGUGUUUCCUACUGGGAUGGACGAUUCGACGGAUGUGAACUUCUCUAAAGGAUAAAAUAUAGUAUCUAGAUACUGUGUACGCCGCGACGCAAUUCGCGGCUAUGCAAUUCCCAUGCAGAUUUUCUCUUUACAGGAUGAGUUACGGUGUCCUGAUGCGCCCUAUCAUCUUACUACUAUCGUGCCCCUUUUGCAAUCUGUAAGGGACUUGUGGGCGUCCCUCAAGAGCCAGAAUGUGGCCCCACUUCUAUCAGGCCAGCAUGCACCUUUGCGCCAUACUCGUACUGAUUAUAGGAACACUGCCGAACGGAAGAGCCAGCGUGAAAUUGAAGCAGUCAUCGGCAGAUUAUAGAAAAACGCUAAAAAAGGAAUCACAUUUAGGCAAGGAACAGCAGCUCAGCCAGCAAUCAUCGCAAAUUGAUGGCACGCAUGUUUAUGGCAGCGGAAAACGCGACAAUGGCAGCUCAAUAAUUAUCGUUGAUACUUCCUCGCGGCUUCGAGUGUCUAGGCGUCGGCGUUCAGUUCUUCAGCUUGCCUCCAUGUUGAAGUGUGUGACUGGAUGUAGUCCACUCUCAUUUCACGGCUAUGGGUGUUUUUGCGGAUAUCUGGGCGAUGGAGCCCCGGUGGAUCCCAUCGAUAUGUGUUGUCUCGAGCAUGACUGGUGUUACUCAGCGACGCACUGUUCGCAUCUAUCGACAUAUUUGCUUCCGUACUAUUGGCACUGCACCGGAUCGGGAUUCGCUUAUUGCACCUUAAGCGAUUCGUUUGGUCCCUAUACUGGCUGCGGUCAGCAGCUUUGCGAAUGCGAUCUGCAGUUCGCUCAUUGCAUUAGUCGGUACCCUUGUCCUAUAGAUCGGGCGCGUUGUCGCUACCGGGAGCGUUCCGUCACACGAAGCGAAGGUGGAUAGCAGGAGCUGAGCUCUGCCCUCAACGACUGGAGGGGACAGGUAAUUGCAUUCAAUUUCGACGAUUCUCAGUUACAUCUUUGGCAUAUCAGACAACGUUUAUAGCAGUUGUUUACUGAGCUUGUCAAAGGUCAUCGAGAGUAAAUGAACAAGAGAAUCGGGCGACAGCCAUGGCUCCGAUCGUUCAAUGGACGUGUAACGAGAAAAAUAUUUAUUUUACGACUGCAGUUAACGGGUUACUGACAACAGUUAUAAGCUAAAAUAAUACUCCCUUGCAAGUCUGAUGUAGAAAGAAUAAAAAUAAUUACAGAUUAUCUGAACAAUCAAGUUGGUUCUACAAGCACAGUAACUUAGCCGCGUUAUCUCAAACUAAAUGUGCCUUUGGUUGUCGAGCAAGGCUCUUUCAGUGAGAUCUUUUUCAGUUGUAAAGGAGUUACCUUCAAGAUUGAGCAAAUGAUCAGUAUGCUACCAUAGGCCUAACGUCAACUAGCACGAAAUAGUAAUAGGCAUUGUCUGUGGCCUUAUGCUUAGCUUUUCGGUAGUAAAGCAGAAAAACAGCGUAAUUUAGUCGGUAGCAGUCUUUUAGUUUAUUAGAGACCUACUUGGUGUUUGUGUCUCGGCCAUUUAAAUAUUCGAUGGGAGCACGUUUACAUACAAACUAGCUCCCUGAGACUUCUAGAAGGGGUACUCAAUAAACGACGGAGCUUCUACGGUCAGACAUUAAAUAAAAUGUUAUCUUUACUAUUAAAAACAUACAUAAUUGUUCGAUUCGUUUGUAGAAAGCGGCUAGCGCUUACCAACUAAAUAAGCGUAAGUGUAAUAUUAAGAUGCUUUUUAUGCAUUGUAGUGAUAACAUAUUCGUUGUUUCUUUAUUUAAUCACGUCGGUGGUGCACUACAUGUCCGUGGGUGGCGGGGCUUGAACCAGCGACUCCGGCUGUCCUUCUUCAGCUCGAGAGCGAUGGCCCAUGUGCGAAGAGAGCGAUUGGGGACCUCGUAGACCACAUCCUCAAAGACGCUGAUGACGACGAUGCAAAGAAAAAACAGUGAAGAAGAAGAAAUCUAAGACCAAGGUCAAGUUAAGCGCGGGCAUCCACACGUAGCCAUUUUCCCAAAACAUAAGGGCAAGGGAGGAUACAAUGAGUAAAUGGCAGCAGCAAUGGGAAAAUCCACGCACUUACGGAGGAGGAGAACCUCCUGGCAGCUGGACCCGACAUCUAAUACCAGAUGUCAGAAAAUGGUAUAGCAGUAGUCAGGGAGAGCUAACAUAUUACCCUGCCAAGUUUUGUCGGGACAUGGACAGUUCCAGACAUACAUGACAAAGAUUGGCAAAACGCAAGUGGACAUCUGUGUGCUCUGCGAGUCGGGCAUGGAGGACGGAGUAGAACACACUCUACCUCACUGCCAGGCACUUAACGUGCUCAGAGACAAACAGGUACGCAGGGAAGUACUAACAAAGAGCAGUGCUAAGGAGAUGGUGGAUAUGAUGAUAAAGGACAGGACGAACUGGGCCAAAGUUACGGCUUUCUUUGACGAUAUGAUGAAAAGAAAAGAACAACUAGAAAGGAAGAGGCGUAAGAGAAUAGAUGAAGGGCAUACCCGAAACAUUCAUGGGCCCGAUGCACAACAACUGGAAUUAGCGGAAGUACAGGGAGAACGGCCACCCUUGAGAUCUAGAGUUUACAGUCAGGAGGAAAGCCAGAAUGGAGGAUGGACUGGAACGGCUCAAAGGGAAGGAAGAUGAAAUGACCGUUCCUGCAAGUCAU
Messenger RNA from Varroa destructor (honeybee mite), 3272 nucleotides. RefSeq lists its product as uncharacterized. Gene Ontology annotation, biological process: arachidonate secretion; lipid catabolic process; phospholipid metabolic process. Gene Ontology annotation, molecular function: A2-type glycerophospholipase activity; calcium ion binding. The record is from RefSeq and is a predicted model, not a curated record. Lineage: Eukaryota; Metazoa; Arthropoda; Arachnida; Mesostigmata; Varroidae.